AGCGCCGUGAUGAUGUCCCAGCUUUUCUGGGCAGGGGUUGUGUGCAGCUGCUGAACCCCCAGCUCAUUCCUCCUCCUCCCGCUGCUGCUGCGUGUGCUGCUCACUCACCGGCUUCUUAUUCACCUUCCGGAGCAGAUCUGGAUUCUUUGGGGCAGCCAUGCAGAAAUACUGCAAAGAAAUGGAGGAACUCAUAGUGGAACUGCGGCUGUUUCUUGACCUGUUGGACCAUGAAUAUCUCACAACAACAGUCCGAGAGAAAAAGACUUUAAUAAGCAACAUCCUGUACAGGAUUCAGUCAGCCAGAGAAUCUGAACUGAAGAUUCAUAACCACAGAGCAGAGAUGCCUUGCAGUGUGCCUGCUCCACCUCAGAUGCCUCUGCCAGAAAUCCCUCAGCAGUGGCUGCCUCCAGAUAAUGGACCUCCUCCUCUUCCAACGUCUUCCCUUCCCGAGGGCUACUACGAGGAAGCUGUACCACUCGGCCCUGGAAAGGCUCCAGAGUACAUCACUUCUAACUAUGACUCGGAUGCAAUGAGCAGCUCAUAUGAAUCGUAUGAUGAGGAGGAAGAGGAUGGCAAAGGGCAGAAGAAGAGGAUUCAGUGGCCUUCAGAAGAAGCAUCUAUGGAUCUUGUGAAAGAUGCCAAAAUUUGUGCAUUCCUUCUUCGGAAAAAAAGAUUCGGCCAGUGGACCAAACUUCUGUGUGUCGUCAAAGAAAACAAAUUAUUGUGCUACAAAACUUCUAAGGACCAGCAACCGCAAAUGGAGCUGCCGCUGAAUGGCUGUGCGGUUACCUAUGUGCCAAAAGACAGCAAGAAGAAGAAGCAUGAGCUCAAGGUUACUCACCAAGGGACCGAUGCCUUAGUUCUUGCAGUGCAGAGUGAGGAACAGGCAGAGCAGUGGCUGAAGGUAAUCAAAGAUGCUUGCAAUAUUUCUGGUGGGGCCAUUGACUCUGACGGACCAAUAUCGAGUUCUCCUGUGCCGAAAAGUGAGCUAGAAAAGAAACUGUCGUUGGAGCGGCCAAGCUCGGAUGGAGAGGGAAAUGUAGAGAAUGGAGCGGUGAUAACAAACGACAAGGAGCCAGUCAAAAGAAAGAAGAGUGGCAAAGUUGAGCCUAAAGGCACGGUGACAAAAGUAACAGGCAAAAAGAUAACAAAAAUAAUUGGUCUGGGAAAGAAAAAACCAAGUACCGAUGAACAGACAUCAUCAGCAGAAGAAGAUGUCCCAACCUGUGGAUAUCUUAAUGUUUUGUCCAACAACCGCUGGAGGGAACGCUGGUGCAGAGUCAAAGACAAUAAACUCAUUUUCCACAAGGACAGGACGGAUUUGAAGACCCACAUAGUUUCAAUCCCCCUUCGAGGGUGUGAAGUUAUUCCUGGAUUGGAUUCCAAGCACCCCUUGACAUUCCGACUUCUCCGUAACGGACAAGAAGUCGCCGUGCUGGAGGCUUCAUCCUCAGAAAAAAUGGGAAGGUGGAUUGGAAUAUUAUUGGCUGAGACAGGUUCCUCCACAGAUCCUGGGGCUCUGCAUUAUGAUUACAUUGACGUGGAUACAACUGCAAAUGUGAUACAAACUGCAAAGCAGUCUUUCUGCUUUAUGAACAGAAGAGUGAUCUCUGCAAACCCAUACCGAGAAGCUACUACAAAUGGCUAUUCUUGUCCCAGUGGCGUGGCCCUUCAUUAUGAUGAUGUCCCGUGCAUUAAUGGACUGUGGAGACCUGAUGAGGACUAUGAGACAUACCGUAACAGAAAGAAUGGAGAAGAAGUAUAUUACGAUGAUGCAGACCUGUACGAUAACUUACCAUCUCCGAAAAUCUUUGCCCGCUAUCCACCAGCUGAUAAAAAAGCCAAUAGGUUUUCUUCUGAUAAACUCCCUCCUAACCACUACAAAUCUCCUGUCUCAUCCAGUCUGUCUUCUCAGUCUGUCACUAACAACUCUGCUGUAGGGAGGGGACCUCUCAGUUCCCAGUCUCAGCUGAAGAGCAAGAAGCCACCUGCCAUGGCCAACGGCAUUGCUGCAAAACCAAGAAUAAACAGCAGCCAGCCAAAGAAUGCAGCCCCGGCGACCAACGUGAAACGCGCUGCCUCAAAUGCCGAACAGUACAAAUAUGGGAAGAACCGGGUGGAAGCAGAUGCAAAAAGACUGCAGAUGAAAGAGGAGGAAUUGCUGAAAAAGAAAGAAGCGCUAAGAAACCGAUUGGCUCAGCUACGGAAGGAGAGAAGGGACAUACGAGCUGCCAUCGAAGCCAAUGCUGGGAGAAAAUCCCAGGUGCUGCUGGAAGACAAGCUGAAGAAGCUGGAGGAUGAAUGCAGACUUAAAGAGGGCGAGCGGGUUGCCCUUGAAUUGGAGCUUACGGAGGUGAAGGAGAGUCUGAAGAAAGCCAUGGCUGGGGGCGUCACACUCGGCCUCACUAUUGAACCCAAGCAGGGAACAUCUCGGUCACAGUCUCCGGUCCUCAAGCACCGCACGAUGGAGAAUUCUCCCAUCUCCAGCUGCGAUACAAGUGAUGCUGAAUGCUCCCUACCUGUGAACAGUGCAGCCCUUUUAAAGAGACAGCCCUCUGCAAGGAACUCGCCUGUACGAGGUCAUGUUUUAAGGAAGGCCAAGGAAUGGGAACUCAAAAAUGGCACAUAAUGAAAAAAGGAGGUUUGUUUUCAUCUGUAACUGCCUUAACUAGCAUCGACCAAGGGACUGACCAGCCAACUAUUUGGUACAGCCUGAUUUACAAAUCUGUUGCAUAAAAUCCAUACUUGCAUUGUGCCUGUGGGACAGCAGUGAAAGGACCAGUCUCCGUCAAACGCAGCCUUCAACAGAACUCCUAGCAAUGUUGUUCCGUUUUUUUUUGCUGCUGGUACAGUGUGCUUCUUCAUCCGUCUGUCAUUUCCUUACGUGUUCCUUACAAAGAGAAGUGUUAUCUUUGAUUUCUGCGCUUGUGGAAGGUCACGUCAAACAUCUUCAAAGCGCUAAAGUUGAAGUAUACUGUUAAGUUUUAAUGCAGUCUGCUACUUCCCUCAACUUUUAUACUCGCUGGUUGUAAAGGAAACGGCUUUCAGCGAUCAAGUUUCUCGUAUUGCGGUGCCUUCAGCCCAUUGUUAAUGUCAAAGUCAAGCUCAGUACAUGGCUCAAAAUAUACUGGAGGUGUGGAGAUGGUUGGUUUGAUAUGAUUUUUAUUCCAUACGGGGUCCUGUCCUUACCUAGAUCAUUCCAAUAUUGGUUUGACAAAGCACGGCUAUAAUGGUCUUGAAUACAUUGCAACAGGGCCAGAUCCUAAAAAGGAAGUGUAAACCCAAAAAGAAAUAGAUAUAAAUUCUUGGAGAGUUCAGAAAAAGACUCCACCUUCAACUCGUCACUCCAAAAGUGCUGCCUAGUGUUCCACUUGAUGCAGAAGAAGAACAGCUCUACUUUUAUGUGCAAUGGGCAAAUAAGGGUGAAAUCAUAAUGAAUUAUAUCCUUCCAGCUUUUACACCCCUAAGCACCUCUAUUCUGUUAUUUAUGGACUUUUGUGUGCUAGAUUCUAAAUAAGUAGGUCGGUGCUAUCUCAUCAUUCCAAAAAGAACAGAUGUUGGAUCAUUUGUACAAGGAAUUCCAACUGGUCAGAAAGGUCGCUGUUGUAAAAUCAAGCACAAAAUCUCUAGUCCUUUAUUUGUUGGAAAAGGCUACUAAAAUGAUUAUAAUUAUACUAAUAAGAGUUACUGAACAAAUGACCAAUGUCCCUGCCCUGUGAAUGUCAAAUGUUGCCUGAAAAAGUCAGAUUAUAUAUGUUAUCGUUUGCAUUUCUUGACCAAUCACAAAAUGUCUGGAAUCACAAGAUGUUUUUUCUGCAGCACCAUAUGAGCCUCUUCGCUAAUAGACUUUAGUGGGGAAAUGUAAAAAACUUUGUAAAUGAUAACAAUGGCAUACACAAGAACAAUUUGCACAUCACAAUAUAAUGUUUAUCAUUAAACAGCAGCACAUAGCACAUUUUUUUUUAAGACUGCGCAAGGUGGGAUUUUUAUUAUUUUUCAAUUACUUGUCAUGAUUUUUAUUUUUUUUACACAUAUGGGGUUAUACUAAAGCUCCAUUUUUUUCUGGUCGAGGUUUUUUGGGAUGAAAAUUUUCAUGAAAAAAAAAUUGAAUUUUGCCAUAUUUAUUAUACCCCAAGUUCGAAUCUGUAAUUCCACCACCUUUAACCUGCCAUGGUCAUCAAUGGCAGAUGUCCCUUUUACAAUUUAAAGAGAAUGAGAUUUGCGCGGGGUUUCGUCCUAAAGAAUUCUAGGCGAUAACCCGAAAAAAUCGAGCAAUUCAGCCGGUAAAUCCUAAAAAUUUGUACAAUUUGGGUUUUUGCUCGAUUUUAUAGUAUUGGAUUUUGGUCGAGCUUGGUUUUUGAGAAGGAACUGCAUAUUUACUUGGGGGUGCCAAAAGUUAGGUACCCCCAAGUAAUUAUAUAUACUAAUGUCACAUGCAAGGCUGGUGCUCCUAUCAGGUGAAAACUGCAUGUGUCCAGGGUUCUUCCAGCGAGCAGCACGGAACAAUCGGCUUCCAUCUUCUUCCUUCUUCAAAUUUCCAGGGGCAGACGUAUGCGCAAUAGAAUGAUAUAGCUGACUUAUUUGUUAAAGUUUGGCUUUUCACUCUACUAUGCAGGCGCACCUGCGCAAAGAAAGAAGAAGCCGGAAGCCGAUCGAUCCUUGGUGCUCGCUGGAAGAACCCCGGGCCGGUGCAGUUUUCUGCUGAUAGGAGCACCAGCCCGGGGUGUGAGGUAAGUAUAUACAAUCACUUGGGUGCUAAUUUUUGGCACCCCUAAGUAAAUACAGCCUUUCCUUCUCCCUUAAUGAAAAGAUGAGAUAUAUUCGAGUUUAAUUAAAUUACCCCCAUAAUGUUCAUUGAUGCAAAAGGUUUGCAAAAUCUCUAAAGAAAGCAAGUCUCUUGUACAAAGGAAAAAUUGUUCUCAUUGUGCCAAUUUUUUGGUUACCAACUUUUAUUACGUCUCCCCGCAAAUGUCUGUUUGGCUUGUGGGAAUGAAGGGCUCAGCUUUUUGGAGUGUUGGUCAGCAGUCAAACUUUAGAAAACAAGGUCUAUCUGUUGGGCCAUGGACGAUUUUUUUUCAGUUCAAGCCCCCCUUGGAGGUACAGCCUUUGGCGAGGACCCCCUUAACAAGGUGAUAGAUAUAGGAAAGCAUUGACGUAUCAGUCAUUCAGCCAUUGUUCCAAGAAUAUCUAGGACAUCAAAUAAGCUUGUACCUUAUAUCUCAGUUUGAUUGAGCUUCAAGAUGGCCGUCUAAAGGUAUCAAGGAGAGCAAAUAGGCACCCUAAUUGACCUUGAGGUUGAGUUGUCCGCCCUAUUCCCAGAAGGGUAAUCAAAAGCAAAUUAUAUAUAUUUAAUAUAUAAGGAAACAUUUACCUGUAUCUCCAGUUUACUCUUACUUUUCUAUCCACAAAGAUUGUGUUUUGUGCUGCAGGGUCACUUUUUAAUGUAAAUGUAAAAGUUUGAAGGGACACAAAAUGUUUAAAAUGAUAGCACAUUUCUGUAUUGAGAAAUAUGUUUUCAGUUAUUUCAUACAAAAUCUGACAAUUACAAGAAUCUAUAUGGCCUAAGGAAAGAUACAAAUCACAAAAAUAAGAUCCAUCUCCCUGAGCCCAAAUUAAGGAAAAAAAAGUACUUUUUUGUUUCAAUCCUCAGAUUAAAUUAUUUAUUUGUAUAUUUGCAUUUAAUGUUAAUUUGUUUAAUUUAUGUCUGUAAAUAUGUCAAAAAAUAUAUACACCUUGGACCUUCUGGGAUAUGUCUUGGGAAAGGAAGUUGUUGAAAAGCAAUGAGAGGUGCCUGAGAAAAUCUGUUGGCUCUGCAUAUUAUACCCUUAAGCACAAGUCAGAGGAACCAAAAGAAAGUGUCUGAGAAGUCUGGGUUCUUCUACAAAACAAAUAUAUUACAGUGUCUUUGUGAAAUCAUUUGUAUUAGGAAGAGUUUUCAAUGAGAAGAUUCUACUGCACAGGUACCUAAAAUUUUUAAAGGGGUUCUUCAUCUUUGAGCUUUACUUUACUUUAAGUGGGUUAUUUAUUAUAGUCCGAAUUUAUCUCAUUGGCCUUUUUAAGGGGAAAACACAAUUUUUUUGUUGUUUUGGGCAUCAAAUUUAAAAAAAAGUUGCAGUUUUCGGUGAAAAAUUCAUACAAUUCAAAUUUCCUCAUGAUUUUAUAGUGUUUUUCUCCGCACAGGAAUUUUUUGGGAAAAUGAUAAAUAAAGGGGGAAAAAUCAAUCCGGGUUCGGUUGGAGUAUUUUUCAUUAUGAGAUAUUUUCGGACUUGGUAAAUGACGCUAUAAGUAUGAUGUAGAGAGAGAUGUUCUGAGACUAUUUGCAAUUGGUUUUAAUUUUUCAUUUUUAUUUAGCAUUUUAUUCAGCAGCUCCCCAGUUUGCAAUUUCAGAAAUCUGGUUGCUAG
Molecule: messenger RNA, 6402 nt
Organism: Xenopus laevis (African clawed frog)
Lineage: Eukaryota; Metazoa; Chordata; Amphibia; Anura; Pipidae
Gene: afap1.L
Product: actin filament associated protein 1 L homeolog
Exons: 18
Coding region: 158-2629 (823 amino acids)
Cellular component (GO): stress fiber; cytosol
Molecular function (GO): SH2 domain binding; SH3 domain binding
Source: RefSeq, a predicted model, not a curated record